Messenger RNA from Triplophysa dalaica, 3084 nucleotides. RefSeq names its product PH domain containing endocytic trafficking adaptor 1 (gene pheta1). Gene Ontology annotation, cellular component: recycling endosome; trans-Golgi network; early endosome. The record is from RefSeq and is a predicted model, not a curated record. The transcript has 3 exons. NCBI's taxonomy places the organism in Eukaryota, Metazoa, Chordata, Actinopteri, Cypriniformes, Nemacheilidae. The coding region runs from base 941 to 1750 and encodes 269 amino acids. Gene Ontology annotation, biological process: endosome organization; retrograde transport, endosome to Golgi; receptor recycling.
AGGGAAAAGUAAUUAAAUUACAGUAACUAAUUACUUAGUAACUAGUUACACCCAACACUGGUAGAAAGCCAAAUAGUAUUUAUUCUGACUUGACUUCUUUUUUCAAGCUGCUAGCAUCUGUUUUACAUUAUAAUUCUUUGGAGUAAACGUCCUGAGUGCUUUUUUUAAACGUCAGCGCCGCAUCUUUUUCUGCAGCUCCUGUUGAGGUUGAAAAAGUUCAACUUUUCUGGAAAAAAACGCCCUUUUUCACAGCUAACCAAUGACAGAGACCUGUCGUUUCCAUAACAACAUGGGAGGAAGCUUGAAAAGCUUAAAUGGCGGCCGAAACGCCCGUUGGAGCAUAGUUAUCGAUACAAAAUAAGUUACAUUUUUACUUUCAACCACUUUUGAAAGCAUGUCUAGCGAGAAAUUAGAAUUGUGUUUUUUAAAUUUGUGAUUAGUUAUUGUUGUCUGUUUAUAAUUCAAAUAGACUAACGUUAAACUGCCUUUCUGUUUCUCUGGGCUGCCUUCGAAGUUCGUGCUGAGACGCAGCCUCCGAAGUCAUGGCGAUCGGCUGCUAUUAGUAACAAAACGAUGGCAGCGUUUUUUUUUUACUGCGUCUUUUUCGACGGCGAACUCCUGCACAAAUGUGACACUCACUGACUGCUUGCACCAACCGGAGGGGGAGGGGCCACGUGGCACGUUACGUUCUUCGCUGCACACAACCCAACAUGUAAUCACUUGCGCUUAAUGACGCGCCAUUCGCGUUUGUUCUGAACACAACAUGAAGGAUUACUGCACUUUCCGUCUUUGAGGACGAGUAAAAAACUGCGAGUACCGCAGGAAUGUGUCAGAAUGGAUGAGUUCUACAUGUCGUGGGGUUUUGAUUCAUGAUUUGAAGUAGACCUUGAAUGAGGGGUUCAAAGACCAGCUUUGAAAGAAGGGUCUCCUUCUCGCCGCCAUGAAGCUCAACGAGAGAAGUGUGGCACAUUAUGCCACAUGCAACUCUCCUCCUGACAAGACGGGCAUCCUCUUUAAGAAAGGGGAAAGGAACACGGCGUACCACCGACGCUGGUUCAUUCUGAAGGGGAACAUGCUCUUCUACUUCGAGGAGAAGGAAAGUCGAGAGCCAAUCGGGGUCAUCGUCCUGGAGGGCUGUACAGUGGAGCUCUGCGAGUCUGAAUCAGAAGAGUUUGCCUUCGCCAUUAAGUUUGACUGCACCAAGGCAAAGAUGUACAAGAUGGCAGCAGAGAGCCAGGCCGCAAUGGAGUCGUGGGUCAAGGCUCUGUCACGGGCUAGUUUCGACUACAUGCGCCUGGUUGUAAAGGAGUUGGAGAGGCAGCUGGAAGAGGUACAAGAAGAAGCGAGAUCUUUACAGAUAAAGAAUAAGCAGAAGAAACACCAGCCACAAGUGCAAGCAGCCACACCAGGCUUCCGAGGCGCCUCAGUCACAGGAUUUUCGCAGCUUCGUAAUCCGUUAGAGGAAGAGCUCCCUUCUUUGGGGAGUUCCAGUAGGGAGAACGGGGUGUCUUGGAAUAAGCCUCAAAGUGUGGUUAAUGGUAUCAGUGAGGGUUGGGCCUGGGAGGGGGAGGGGGACUGCAGCGGGAAGGGGGAUGGAUUUAGACGACCUCCAAUACCUCCACGGAGAAAGACCGUUGGCGGGUUGCUUGGGAGUCCUGUUUCACCCGGCACAGAUUGCUUCUCUAAACUGCAUGACUGGUACGGGAAAGAGGUGGCUGAACUAAGAAUAGAGUGGCUUCAGGGCCAAUGAAUCAGCCACGCAGUGCCUUAAAUGAUUGCAAGAGAGUCAACCCAUAAUUUCCACAGAUAACGGUGUGUUUACAAUUUUUGGUGCAAUCUUAGUUUUAGUGGGAGAAAGCAGAUGUACAGUAACAGGCCAAAUGUAUAUAGAACUUGACAUAUAAGAUGAAUCAGAAUGUUAGUGACUCGUUUCCUGUUACAUGCUGGCAGAGUGUUUUAUUAAUUUUUUAAUUUAGACCAAAACAUUUUUAAAGAAAUACUUUCUUGCAAGUCAAAAUGUAUUACUUUACAGAACACCCAACACCCGAAGUGCUCUUUUUCGAUGUAAUAAAGAUAUAUCAUUCCAUAUAAUUACACUAUAUUUCCAGGUCUUUUGACGCCUUCUUUACGGUGCAAAAUAUGAAAAAGAGCACUCUUAAUAUUUUAUUUCUUUUCUGUACUGCAGAAGAAUAUCAGUCAUCAAAGUCUGUUAUGACAGUGGCUGGUAAAUUAAUUUUGAACAUGGCUCUUAGCUUUAUCUUGAGAUGUAAGAUCAUAAAGCAUUCAUUGUAUUUGUCAGUUCUUUCUCGUGUUGUAUUCAUUUCCAUGAUAACAUUGCAGUCUUUUCUACUGCAUAGCAGAGGUACGACAUCUAUGUUUUCAUUAGCAAAAAGACUAUGAAUGUUCAACAUGAAGGUGCCAAAGCUGGUCUAUGGCAACCAUUAUUAUUUUUCAAUAAUAUAGAGUUGAAAUGCAAUUUUGAUUAACAGCACAAAUCGUUGAAUUGCAAAAGAUGCAUUGCAAGAGUAAUACAGUUAUCAUAACCAUAAGUCAACCAAACCUGCCAAUUCCUAAAUGGCAAAAAAAAAAUGUAACCUUAAAGUAAUAAUGGUAUCCAGCUAACACAAUUUUGGGUGAUAAAUGUUUUUUUAAGCUGUUGUAUGUUUUUCUUUUUUUGUGCUUACUUUGAUGUAUAUUAUUGUGCCAAUAAGCAUGUCAGUGCUUUACCUUUGAUAUAUAAUACUGACCAAGUUAGCCAUCCAUGUGUGACCAACAUUUGAUACAAUAUAAAAGAUAUAGGCAGCUUCAUGAUGUAUGUAUGGCUCUUUUUUAAAGGUACAAAUUUACACAUUUUGGACGUUGUGUGCAAUCCUGCAGUCUUACCUUGACAAUAAGUGCUUUCACAAUCACAGUGCCUUCAGAUUUUAUAUUAAAAAAACAUUGCGUUUCAUUCAACAAUAAAAAUAAAUGGCAAUAAAGCAGAAAUUGUGAUUAUGGUUUUAUAUCUUAGUGUUUUUGUAAUAAUUAUGUACUAAAUACAAUCAAAUGUUAACUGCAAUAAAGUGUUCUCUUUGUCGAAAUACA